UGUACAUGGAAACAAAGUCUGCUGCUCCUCACAAGGCUAACAACAACACAGCAGCACAGUGUCCAACAUUCGACAAGAAAACAGGAAAACCCUUAUACAGAUAUGGCGUCCCUUAGCAGUCUCUUGUCUGAAGAGCAGAUACAGUGCUCUAUCUGUCUGGAUGUGUUCACUGAGCCAGUUACUACUCCUUGUGGUCACAACUUCUGCAAGGCCUGUAUCAGUGGAUACUGGAAUAAGACUGGCCUGUGCCAGUGUCCAAUGUGUAAGGACAUGUUUUACAGAAGACCCGAGCUCAAAAUGAACACAACACUCGGAGAUGUUGCAGAUCAUUUUAAGAGGAUGAGAGACAGAGAUGAGUCCCCUGCUGAGCCUGGAGAAGUGGCCUGUGAUGUCUGCACUGGGAGAAAGCACAAGGCCCUGAAGUCCUGUCUGGAAUGUCUGACCGCUUUCUGUGAAACUCACCUGCAGCCUCACAACAGAGUUGCAGGCCUGAAGAGACACACGCUGAUCAACCCUGUGGAGAACCUGCAAGACAGGAUGUGUAAGAAGCACGACAGACUCCUGGAACUGUUCUGUAGGACUGACCAGACGUGUGUGUGUAAGUUCUGCACUGAGACAGACCACAAGACUCACCUCACCGUCCCUCUAGAGGAAGAGUGUGGACAGAGGAAGGCUAAACUGGGGAAGACUGAGGCAGAAGUUCAGCAGAUGAUCCAGGAGCGACUGCAGAAGGUUCAGGAGAUCAAACACUCAGUAAAAUUCAGCAAAAGAGCAGCAGAGAGAGAGAUAGCAGACAGCAUGGAGGUUUUCACUGCUCUGGUGCGCUGCGUUGAGAGAAGCCAGGCUGAGUUCAUUGAGGUGGUUGAGGAGAAGUUGAAAGCAGCAGAGUGGCAGGCUGAAUUUCUCAUUGAAGAGCUGGAGCAGGAAAUCACUAAGCUACAGAGGAGAUGCUCUGAUUUGGAGCAGCUCUUACACACCAAGGACCACCUCCACCUCCUACAGAGCUCCCCACCCCUCUGUAAGCUUCCUCCCACCAGGAACUGGUCUCAGAAAAGUGUCCACAGUCAGCUGUGUCUGAGAAAUGUAAGGAGAGUUGUGUAUCAACUGGAAGAUACUCUUCACAAUGAGAUGGAGAAGCUGCCUGACAUCAAGCUGAAGAGGAUGCAGCAGUGUGCAGUGGAUGUGACUCUGGACCCUGAUACAGCACAUCCAUUCCUCAUCCUUGGUAAGAAAAAGAGGAAACAAGUGAGAUGUGGAGAAGAGAAUCAAGGGAAUCCCACUAAUUAUCCAAAGAGAUUUAAAAAUAGUUUCUCUGUCCUGGGCAAGGAGGGUUUCUCCUCUGGGAGAUUCUACUAUGAGGUGCAGGUGACGGGGAAGACAUGGUGGUGGCUAGGAGUGGCCAGUGAAUCCAUAGACAGGAAGGAGAGUUUAAACCUGAGCUCUGAUGGACUCUGGACUGUUUGGCUGAAUGGCGAGAAUGGGUAUGGAGCCAACAAUUACUACCCUGUCCGCCUCUCCCUGAGAGAGAAGCCCCAGAAGGUGGGGGUGUUUGUGGAUUAUGAGAAAGGUCAGGUCUCCUUCUAUGAUGUGAAGGCCAAGUCUCAUAUCUACUCCUUCGAUGGAUGCAACUUCACCGAGAAACUCUAUCCAUACUUCAACCCCUAUCUUAGCUGUAGUGGUGAAAACUCAGCCCCACUGGUCAUCUCCUCUGUCAAUCACACACAGUGAAACAAGUUGUCACUAAAAUGUAAAAUACUCAGCUCAGCAGUUGAUUCGUUUGGGAUACUACAGAUCAAUAUUGUUGGGUGUGCAUCUCAAACUGUAUAAAGUAUAAUCCCUUACCUCCCAUGGACAAAGGUUUUGAACAUGUUCCCUCUGCAUUGAAAGUAUUGAGAGCAAGGCUGAUGGUUCUAAGUGAUGUCAGAAUGAUGGUCAGAUCUAAAUUGUAAAGAGAGAUACAAGUCUACUUUGACACGCUCUUCUGUAUAUCAAACCAAAUUUAAUUUCAUUUGUCACAUGCACCGAAUACAGCAAGUGUAGACUUCACCAUCAAAUGCUUACCUACAAGAGCUUCCCUACGAUGCUGAGUUAAAAAGUGAAAAAUAAUUAAAAAGAACAUAAGAAAAAAAUAAAUGAAAUAGUAACACAAUACUAAUAACAAGGCUAUAAGUCCUGACGGGGGUCAGGACUUCCUGACGGGCCGCCCCCAGGUGGUGAGGGUAGGUAACAACAUCUCCACCCCGCUGAUCCACCCCGCUGAUAACCUCACACUCAACGUCAACAAAACAAAGGAGAUGAUCGUGGACUUCAGGAAACAGCAGAGAGAGCACCCCCCUAUUCACAUCGACGGGAUAGUAGUGGAGAAGGUGGAAAGUUUUAAGUUCCUCGGUGUACACAUCACGGACAACUGAAUUGGUCCACCCACACAGACAGCGUUGUGAAGAAGGCGCAGCAGCGCCUCUUCAACCUCAGGAGGCUGAAGAAAUUCGGCUUGUCACCAAAAGCACUCACAAACUUCUACAGAUGCACAAUCGAGAGCAUCCUGUCGGGCUGUAUCACCGCCUGGUACGGCAACUGCUCCGCCCACAACCGUAAGGCUCUCCAGAGGGUAGUGAGGUCUGCACAACGCAUCAUCGUGGGCAAACUACCUGCCCUCCAAGACAACUACACCACCCGAUGUCACAGGAAGGCCAUAAAGAUCAUCAAGGACAACAACCACCCGAGCCACUGCCUGUUCACCCCGCUAUCAUCCAGAAGGCGAGGUCAGUACAGGUGCAUCAAAGCAGGGACCGAGAGACUGAAAAACAGCUUCUAUCUCAAGGCCAUCAGACUGUUAAACAGCCACCACUAACAUUUAGUGGCCGCUGCCAACAUACUGACUCAACUCCAGCCACUUUAAUAAUGGGAAUUGAUGGAAAUUAUGUAAAAAUGUACCACUAGCCACUUUAAACAAUACCACUUAAUAUAAUGUUUACAUACCCUACAUUACUCAUCUCAUAUGUAUAUGUAUAUACUGUACUCUAUAUCAUCUACUGCAUCUUACCAUCUUUAUGUAAUACAUGUUUCACUAGCCACUUUAAACUAUGCCACUUUAUGUUUAUAUACCCUACAUUACUCAUCUCAUAUGUAUAUACUGUACUCUAUACCAUCUACUGCAUCUUGCCUAUGCCGUUCUGUACCAUCACUCAUUCAUAUAUCUUUAUGUACAUAUUCUUCAUCCCUUUACACUUGUGUGUAUAAGGUAGUAGUUGUGGAAUUGUUAGGUUAGAUUACUUGUUGGUUAUUACUGCAUUGUCGGAACUAGAAGCACAAGCAUUUCGCUACACUCGCAUUAACAUCUGCUAACCAUGUGUAUGUGACAAAUAAAAUUUGAUUUGAUUUGAUUUGAUAUACAAGGAGUACCUGCACAGAUUCAAUAUGCAGGGGUAUGAGGUAGUUGAGGUAAUUGAGGUAAUAUGUACAUCUAGGUAGGGGUAAAAGUGACUAUACAAUCAUGAUAGAUAAUAAACAGAGUAGCAGCAGCGUACAGUGCAUUCGGAAACUAUUCAGACCCCUUCCCUUUUGCCACAUUUUGUUAUGUUACAGCCUUAUUCUAAAAUUGAAUAAAUCCAAUCUACACACAAUACCUCAUAAUGACAAAGCGAAAACAGGUUUUUAUAAAUUUUAGCAAAUUUAUAAAAAAUUAAAAACAGAAAUACCUUAUUUACACAAGUAUUCAGAUCCUUUGCUACGAGACUCAAAAUUGAGCUCAGGUGCAUCCUGUUUCCAUUGAUUAUCCUUGAGAUGUUUCUAAAACCUGGUAAAUUCAAUUGAUUGGACAUGACUUGGAAAGGCACACACCUGUCUAUAUAAGAUCCCACAGUAACAGUGUAUGUCAGAGCAAAAACUUGAACCUGAUCAAACAUCUCUGGAGAGACCUGAAAAUAACUGUGCAGUGACGCUCCCCAUCCAACCUGACGGAGCUUGAGAGGAUCUGCAGAGAAGAAUGGAAGAAACUCCCCAAAUACAGGUGAUAAGCUUGUAGCAUCAUACCCAAGAAGACUUGAGGCAGUAAUCGGUGCCAAAGGUGCUUCAACAAAGUACUGAAUACAGGGUCUGAAUACCUAUGUAAAUGUGAUAUUUCAGUAAAAAAAUCUAUAAUAAUAAUCUAAUUUAAAAAAAAAUUACUGAUUUUUCUUUGUCAUUAUGGGUUAUUGUGUGUAGAUUGAUGAGGGAAGAAAACUAUUUAAUCCUUUUCAGAUUAAUAAAGAAUAAUAAUAAGGUCAAGGGGUCUGAAUACUUUCCAGAUGCAUUGUAUGUGAAGAGAGUGAAAGAGUGCCUAUGUUUGUAUCAAUGUGUGUGUGUGUGUGUGUGUGUGUGUGUGUGUGUGUGUGAGAGAGAGCGAGAGAGAGAGAGAGAGCAUAUGUAGUGUGUGUGUGUUGGAGUGUAGUAUGUGUGUGUGUGUGGGUAGAUUCCAGUCAGUGUGCAUAGAGCAAAUGCAAGAACGUCAGUGCAAUAAUAAAAAAGGGGGAUCAAAGCAAAUAGCCAUUUGAUUAACAGUCUUAUGACUUGGGGGUAGAAGCUGUUCAGGAGCCUUUUGGUCCCAGACUUGGCGCCCCGGUACCGCUUGCUGUGCGGUAGCAGAGAGAACAGGGUAUGACUUGGGUGGCUGGAGUCUGACAAUUUUGAGGGUCUUCCUCUGACACCACCUGGUAUAUAACACCUAGAAGGCAAGGAGCUCGAUCCCAGUGAUGUAGUGGUCCGUCCGCACUACCCUCUGUAGCGCCUUGCGGUUGGAUGGGGCCUGUCAUGCCAAAUAGUGUCCCCGGUUGUAUCCUAGGACCAACAAUAGAUACAUAUAUAUUCAACCACAAGGGUGUACCAAUGAGCUAUGCGAGACAGAAAAAAACGAAGACUACUGAAAUUAUAUUAUUUCAGUGUAGACAAGGGAUAAAAUGAAAACAUGACAGCCAGACAAUCUCUAGUGUAUUAAUCAUACGGAUUUUCUUAUGAAUGUAGUGGAAAUUAGCUGACUUGGUGAUCUGUAAGGUAAAUAACUUUAAUGUGUCAAGCAGGUUACAUGUUUUCUUUUCCAUUUCCUAAACGUAGCAUCGUUUAAGACGUGGAUUUCAUGUUGUCAUGUUAAUAAGGUACUAAAAAGUAGUUACAAUUCAUGUUUUCAUUUUAUUAGCUUAACAAAACUUGUUUUAACAGCAGAAUUGUCGUGGAAACCAGCUUUGUUUGCAUAGCGAUGAUGAAAAGAACGUCAUUUAGGUUGUAUAAUGAUAUCCAAAAUUAUAAUCAUUAGGUCGUCAAACCGUUGAUAUAGCAACGGACGCUAAUAGUUUAUCGAAUCACAUUGUGAUGUAGAGCGGGACACUAUUUGGCCGGGGAACAUUAUUUGGCAUGACAGGCACAUAUUGCAUAUGAGGUCUAAGUUUCGGUUAAACUUUUGUUGUUGUUGAAACCCGUUUGGAAAUAAAUCCAUAUUGUGAAAUGUAUAAUUGUGCAUGAAUUAUCUGUUGGA
Molecule: messenger RNA, 5506 nt
Organism: Salvelinus fontinalis (brook trout)
Lineage: Eukaryota; Metazoa; Chordata; Actinopteri; Salmoniformes; Salmonidae
Product: E3 ubiquitin-protein ligase TRIM21-like
Exons: 2
Coding region: 103-1728 (541 amino acids)
Molecular function (GO): zinc ion binding; protein binding
Source: RefSeq, a predicted model, not a curated record